AUAUUAACUGUAGGUACUUUUUUUCCAGCCCCACGCAAAUUUAAGCUACUGUAAUUUUUCACUACACUAUUAACUGAAUGUUGACAUUAUUCUUAUCAAUAUACAAUGUCAGCAGAGGCAUUAGAUGAAAUUCAAUGGAAGUCUCCUGAAUUCAUUCAAGAAAGGGGACUACAUACUGGGAAUGUACUUGAAUAUUUUUCAUUAUCACCAUUUUAUGAUCGUACAUCUAAUAAUCAAGUACUAAUGAUGCAAUUCCAAUUUCAACAGAUUCAAAUCCCUAUGGGGAUGACAUUUCAACAAUUCUUUCAAACUAAACUUACAGAAAUGACAGGUAUAGAAUUUAUUAUAGCAUAUAAUCGAGAACCUGAUUUUUGGAUUAUUCGUAAACAAAAAAGAAUCGAUUCUAAUAAUGCUUUCCCUAUUCAAGAUUAUUAUAUUAUUGGAGCUAAUGUUUAUCAAGCUCCUAAAAUUUAUGAUAUUCUUGCCUCAAGACUUUUAUCAGGUGUUCUUUCUAUUAAAAAUUCAAUGGAUCUUUUAACUAAUAUGACUCAAUAUCAUGUUUCUGAUGGUGGACAUUCAUAUAAUAAUGCUGUUCAUGCUUCAAAUCAUUCAUUAAUUUCAUCUUCGGCAAAUCUUAAUAAUUUAGGUACAGGUACAGUUUCAGCAACUAAUACUCUUCCAUUAUCAAAAUCAACAUCAUUAGCUGUACCUAAUUCAGUAUUAUCAGCCUUAACUCCAAAUACUAUAGGAGCAACUCCUCAAACUUCAGCAGCAAUUGGAAUACCUAAUACAACGAAUAUUGGAACAACAAGUGUAGGAGUCAGUACCAAUGCUUCAAUUGAAAUUACAAGUGGAGCAUUUGAUAAUUUAUUACAUAAUGUAUUAUUAGCUCAUGAAUCUCGAGAGAAUUCAACCACUGGAUCUGAUAUUCCUUCAGUAACUAUAAAUUCACCUAAUAAUGCAAGUACAACAUCAACAGGAGUUAAUUCUACUACUACAAAUGGUACUAGUAUGAUUAAUGGUACAGAACCUGAAGUUAAAAGUAUUUAUCUUGAUGAUAUACCUUUAUAUGGGAAAGGAAGUACGGUGGAAAUGCUAGGGUUAAAAGUCAAUAUUAAUAAUGAUGAUAGUUAAAGUUUAUAAAUAAAAAAUCAAACAUACAUUCUGU
Messenger RNA from Scheffersomyces amazonensis, 1168 nucleotides. RefSeq names its product mediator of RNA polymerase II transcription subunit 6. Gene Ontology annotation, biological process: regulation of transcription by RNA polymerase II. The record is from RefSeq and is a predicted model, not a curated record. Gene Ontology annotation, molecular function: transcription coactivator activity. The coding region runs from base 106 to 1134 and encodes 342 amino acids. The transcript has a single exon. Gene Ontology annotation, cellular component: core mediator complex; mediator complex. NCBI's taxonomy places the organism in Eukaryota, Fungi, Ascomycota, Pichiomycetes, Serinales, Debaryomycetaceae.